UUGGAGGAAACUACUACGAGGGAAACAGACAUGAAGAGCAAUUUCCAGGAGCAAGAAAAUCAAUUGGAAACAUCCCAUAAUAAGACCCCACUUCUUUUGGAUCAAUGGAAGCCAUGCAGGGGGGCCCGUGCAAUUAUCAAAGAGUGGCUGCUGAAGCUGAGACUUUGCUUGGGAGCAGUGUGUGGGAUUGAAUGGUAUUGUUACGCUCUUCUGGGUAUUUUGACAGCCAUCCUAAGUUUCCUCAUGGACUUCAGUGUAAACAAGUUGUUGGGAGCUCACCAGUGGCUGUAUAUGAAGCUAGAGGGCAACAUUCUGCUACAGUUCCUCUGCUGGACUCUUUACCCAGCAUGCCUCUGUGCUUUUGGAUCAACAUUCUCCAACCAAAUGUGUCCCUUCUCCACAGGCUCAGGGAUACCAGAAGUAAGGACCAUGCUGGCUGGCUUUGAACUGCCUCAUUACUUGUCCCUCACUAACAUGUUUACCAAGUUCCUGGGCCUUAUCAGCACACUGGCAGCCGGCAGCACUGUUUUCCUCGGCAAAGUGGGUCCAUUUGUGCAUCUUUCCACCAUGGUAGGCGCCUACCUGGAAAACCUCUUCACUCUUAUACAAGGCAGUAAGAAGGAAAGAGCAGCCACAGAAAUGUUGGUUGUAGCUGCUGCAGUCGGGGUAGCCAGCUGCUUCGGAGCUCCCAUCAGCGGUGUGCUUUUCAGCGUGGAGGUGAUGUGUUCGCACUUCGCCGUCAGGCAUUAUUGCCCAUGUUUCUUCUCAGCUGCCUGCGGGGCACUGACCUUCCACCUGUUCACAUUGUGGAGUGGAGAUGGAGAGACUGUUCAGGCGUUGUUCAAAACUAAUUUCCCCACUGCUUUACCUUUCUACCCGCUGGAGAUUCUCCUGUUUGCCUUGUUGGGGCUGCUGUGUGGGGCUUUGAGCUGCUGCUACCUCUUCUGCCAUCGGUGGAUCCUGCAUGUUACCAAAACAAACCGAGUCUUCAUUAAGAUGCUGACAGAAGAGAAGGGUCUGUACUCUGCCCUGGUGGUCUUCUUUCUGGCAUCACUGACUUUUCCCUAUUCAGCUGGUCAGUACAUGGCUUCUAAGUACACCACAAAGCAGCUCCUCAGUUCCCUCCUGGAUAGCAGGCAGUGGAGCUCUCAAGUCUACAAUGCAACUGUGCAACUGGAGCCUUUAGAGUGGAACUCAUCUGGGACAUCUGUCUUCCUCUCUCUGGCUUUCUUUCUGUUCAUGAAGAUGUGGAUGUUGGUCCUCGCCUGCACUCUGCCUGUUCCAGCUGGAUACUUCAUGCCUGUGUUUGUCUACGGAGCAGCGAUUGGCCGUUUACUUGGUGAAGGAGUGGCAUAUGUGUUCUCCACUGGAGUCAUUUUUGGCCCACAGUGGGCAUCUUUUAAUCCUGGAGGCUAUGCACUUGCAGGUGCAGCAGCCUAUUCCGGUGCUGUAACUCACACAUUGUCCCCAGUUCUCCUGGCUGUUGAGUUAACUGGCCAGUUCAGCCACGCCGUCCCCAUCCUCCUGUGCGCUCUGGUAGCUAAUGCCAUUGCACGCUCUGGGAACCGCCCAUCUUUCUAUGAUGCCCUCUCUAUAAGCAAGAGACUCCCACAUCUGCCUUCUCUGGCGAAGGCAUCUUCUCAGCUUCCCUCCACACCGCUUGGGCAGGUUUUGGGAGUGAAUUCAGUCUGGCUUCAGAAAGCAGCUGGGCCAAAGGAGGUUAAACAUGCCAUCAGCACCUGUACUGAAGAACAAAUCCCAGUGGUGGACACAAAUGAGUCACAGAUUUUACUUGGGUUUGUUCUGCGUUCAGAGCUGCUGAUGUUCCUACGUCACUGUUUGAAUCAGAGUCUGGAGGAACAUCUGGAUGAGGUCUGCUGCAUUCACCCAUCCAAAGUCCUGUUAUCACCUCAAAACACGGUUGAGGAGGCCCACAGUAUGCUGAGUCUUGCUGGAGGUCAAACCCUGUUUGUGGCUGACAAAGGGAGGCUAGUUGGACACAUCACAUGGCCAAAGCUAAAGCUAAUAAUUGAGGGCUUGGCUAAAGAAAUCUGAAGAGCACCUCAAAGGAAAAAACGGUUUCUGUGAUCAUCUUUAUAAGCCUGCACAAGUGCAUCUCUGUCUGAUUAGCAUGUAUCAAAGCUGUGUCUGAUAACAAUGUCACUUCUUCAUUCCCCAAGUGUUAACAACGUUUUGCACAAAAAUAAAACUGUCAUUACCUGGUG
Melanotaenia boesemani (Boeseman's rainbowfish) is the source of this 2225-nucleotide messenger RNA. It is a transcript of the gene clcnk, whose product is annotated as chloride channel K. The record is from RefSeq and is a predicted model, not a curated record. Gene Ontology annotation, molecular function: voltage-gated chloride channel activity. Gene Ontology annotation, cellular component: membrane. Bases 31 to 2055 code for a protein of 674 amino acids. The transcript is spliced from 19 exons. Gene Ontology annotation, biological process: transmembrane transport; chloride transport. NCBI's taxonomy places the organism in Eukaryota, Metazoa, Chordata, Actinopteri, Atheriniformes, Melanotaeniidae.